Molecule: messenger RNA, 828 nt
Organism: Carya illinoinensis
Lineage: Eukaryota; Viridiplantae; Streptophyta; Magnoliopsida; Fagales; Juglandaceae
Exons: 1
Coding region: 1-828 (275 amino acids)
Molecular function (GO): nucleic acid binding; RNA-DNA hybrid ribonuclease activity
Source: RefSeq, a predicted model, not a curated record
AUGCACGUGCUGUGGGAAUGUUCUGCUACAAAUGAUAUAUGGACAGAAGAUGGCAGCAGGGUACAGAAGUGGAAUAGAACUGAGACUGACUUCCUGAAGUUGUGGGAGAGCCUUAUGCAGAAACUGAACAUAGAUGAAUUGGAACUGAUGGCAGUAUUGUUUAGGAAAGUGUGGAUGAGAAGGAAUGCGUUUAUCUUUGAAAAGAAAACUUUAUGUCCAAAAAUGGUUAUGAGAACAGCUACUGACUCUCUCCUGGAGUUUAAGAAAGCCCAAUCCUUUCAGAACAGUCAUAAACAAGAGCAAAGUGAGGCAAGGGAGCUAUCAACAUGGAAAAAACCAGUUUAUGGUCGGGUCAAAGUAAAUUGGGAUGCAUCUCUAGACACUAAAGGUAGAAGAAUGGGAGUGGGCAUUAUAAUUAGAGAUAAUGAGGGAGAGGGAAUGGUUGCUGUUUGUGAUCAGAUAAGGAAUGUUGAAAAUCCUGUGGUGGCUGAAUGCUAUGCUUUGAGAUUGGCUGUGGAGUUGUGUUCUGAGCUGUAUAUUCACGAUGCAACUUUUGAAGGUGAUGCCAAGAAUGUCAUCAUGGCUGUACAAAAGGAUGAAGAGGAGAUGUCUGAUUUCGGGUCUUUGAUAGAAGAUAUUAAGUUUUAUUUCAAUAGGAAUGCUGAUUGGCAUUUACAGUUUACAUUUAGAGAAAGUAAUACAGUGGCUCAUUGUUUAGCCAAAAAAGCAUUAAGUCUGUUAGAAAAGACUGUGUGGAUAGAAGAGAUGCCAGAUUUUAUUGGCAGCAAUUUGGUUACAGAAAAACUCUGUAAUAGUGAAGAUUCAUGA